Molecule: messenger RNA, 3703 nt
Organism: Diceros bicornis minor
Lineage: Eukaryota; Metazoa; Chordata; Mammalia; Perissodactyla; Rhinocerotidae
Gene: AMER1
Product: APC membrane recruitment protein 1
Exons: 2
Coding region: 242-3652 (1136 amino acids)
Biological process (GO): regulation of canonical Wnt signaling pathway
Cellular component (GO): plasma membrane
Molecular function (GO): beta-catenin binding; phosphatidylinositol-4,5-bisphosphate binding
Source: RefSeq, a predicted model, not a curated record
UGGAGAAGGGGAGCCAGCGCAGGAGGUGACUGGAGCCGCGGUAGCGGCGGCAGGAGCAGCAGUGGCUGCAGUCUCAGCCGCGGCAGCCUCAGCUAGGGUGGCGCAGCAGACAAUAACCGGACUGGAAACGUGACUGGGCCGGACCCAACUGUGAUGCUUCCUGAUUGAUGAUGUUAUAACAGUGCCUGGAAGCCAGAAGGCUGCAUUUUCAGUUGAAUAUACCUGAGUUGUCCCCAUCACCAUGGAGACCCAAAAGGAUGAAGCUGCUCAGGUCAAGGGAGCAGCACCCUCUGUGGAUACCCAGGACCAAGGGGAAGAGAAAGGAGCCAAGAACAAAGCAGCUGAAAUGACAGAAGGGCCAGCAUCAGAGCUACCCUCAUCUGGCCCAGGUAGGCUGAAGAAAACUGCCAUGAAACUCUUUGGUGGUAAGAAGGGAAUCUGUACCUUGCCUAGUUUAUUUGGAGGGGGACGAAGCAAAGGUUAUGGGAAAGGCAGCUCCAAGAAGGGUCUUAGCAAGAGCAAGACCCAUGAUGGUUUGAGUGAAGCAGCCCAUGGCCCUGAAUACAUUGUCAGUGAAAGAACCAGCCUUUCCUUACCUUUGCCUGAGUCACGCUGCCAAGUUCCUAGCUCCCAGAGUGCCCAUGGGGCUUUGGAGACAGGCUCCAGAUGCAAGACAUCUAUGGCUGCAGCCACAGAGAAAGCUGGGGCCCAGAAGGCCCCCUCUGUGCCCAAGCCAAAGAAAGGACUAAAAGGUUUUUUCAGCAGUAUCCGCCGUCACCGGAAGAGCAAGGUCUCUGGGUCUGAGCAAAGUGAACCAGGGGCCAAGAGGCCUGAGGGGGCCAGAGUCAGGCCUCAUGAGCAUGUGAGCUCAGCCCUUCUGUCCCACACUGAGGAGACUCUCCAAGCCCCAAGAAAGGAAAAUGCCAAACCCCAAGAUGCCCCUUGGCCAAAAGUUUCUUCAGCACCAGAACCUUCUGCAGCAGCCACUGAGAAGACAGCCUGUAAAGAUCCAGAAAAACCCAGGGCCUGUAAGGGCUAUGCCUCAGCACUUCUACAGCCUAAAGCUGUCCCUGGAGCCAGUGGCCCAGAGGAGCCCCACAGCCCAGAAACAGGGGAGAAGGUGGAGGCAAGAGAAGUAAAUCCACCUAAUGGCCCUGUGGGGGACCAGCUGAGCCUCCUGUUUGGGGAUGUCACAUCCUUGAAAAGUUUUGACUCACUGACAGGUUGUGGUGAUAUCAUAGCAGAGCAGGACAUGGACAGUAUGACAGAUAGCAUGGCCUCUGGAGGCCAGAGGGCCAACCGAGAUGGGACCAAGCGAAGUUCUUGCCUGGUGACCUACCAAGGAGGUGGGGAGGAGAUGGCCUUGCCAGAUGAGGAGGAGGAAGAAGAGGAGGUGGAAUUAGAGGAAGAAGAGGAAAUCAAGGAGGAAGAAGAUGAUAACUUAGAAUAUCUGUGGGCGAGUGCCCAGAUGUACCCAAGACCCAAUCUGAAUCUGGGCUACCAUCCCACCACACCCCCAGGCCACCAUGGCUACAUACUGCUUGACCCAGUCAGGUCUUAUCCUGGUCUAGCCUCCGGGGAUCUUUUGACUCCUCAGAGUGACCAGCAAGAGUCUGCCCCCAAUAGUGAUGAGGGAUAUUAUGACUCCACCACACCUGGAUUUGAGGAUGAUUCAGGUGAGGCCUUGGGGCUUGUCCACAGGGAUUGCCUGCCCCGAGACAGCUACAGUGGAGAUGCCCUCUAUGAGUUCUAUGAACCAGAUGACAGUCUUGAGAAUUCCCCACCUGGGGAUGACUGCCUUUAUGACCUCCACGGUCACAGCUCUGAGAUAUUUGACCCAUUCUUGAACUUUGAGCCCUUUUCUUCCUCUCGGCCACCUGGGGCAAUGGAAACAGAGGAAGAACGGCUAGUGACUAUCCAGAAACAAUUGUUGUAUUGGGAGCUUCAGCGGGAGCAGCUUGAGGCCCAGGAAGCCCGGGAGACACAUGCCCGAGAGGCUCACACCAGGGAGGCCUAUACCCAAGAAGCUCAUGCCAGGGAGGCCCAUGCCCAAGAGGCCCACACCCGAGAAGUUCAUGUCAGAGAAGCCCAAGCCCGAGAGGCCUAUGUCAGGGAGGCCUGUGCCCGAGAGGCCCAAACCCGGGAGGCCCAUGCUCGAGGGGCUCAAGUCCGAGAGCUCCAGGCCCGGCAGGAGAAGCCCAUCAUGGAGUAUAAGAUGAGGCCCUUAGGCCCAUCAGUGAUGGGCCUGGUGGCAGGGGCAUCAGGAGCCUCUCAGACUUCCCAACGGGGAACUACCUCAGCUUUCCCUGCUACUGGAAGCAGUGAGCCAGACUGGAGGGACUUGCGUCCUCUGGAGAAGCGUUUUGAGGGAAGCUGCUCCAAGAAAGAUCAAAGUACCUGCCUGAUGCAUCUCUUCCAGAGCGAUGCUAUGUUUGAGCCAGACAUGCAAGAAGCAAAUUUUGGAGGAUCUCCCAGGAGGGCCUACCCUACUUAUUCACCCCCUGAGGAGCCAGAGGAUGAGGAGGUUGAAAAGGAAGGGAAUGCCACUGUGAGUUUCUCACAGGCCCUCGUGGAGUUCACCAGCAAUGGGAACCUCUUCUCCAGCAUGUCCUGCAGCUCUGACUCUGACUCAUCCUUCACUCAAAACCUCCCUGAGCUACCCCCCAUGGUGACCUUUGACAUCGCUGAUGUGGAACGGGAUGGGGAAGGCAAGUGUGAAGAGAAUCCUGAGUUCCACAAUGACGAAGACCUUGCAGCCUCCUUGGAAGCUUUUGAGCUGGGCUACUACCAGAAACAUGCCUUUGACAACUACCGCAGCCGAUUCUACCAAGGGCUGCCUUGGGGUGUGAGCAGUCUCCCUCGAUACUUGGGACUGCCUGGCAUGCACCCUCGACCUCCACCUGCUGCUAUGGCCCUCAAUAGAAGGAGCCGCUCCCUCGACACUGCAGAUACCCUGGAGCUCGAGCUCUCCAAUUCCCACCUGGCCCAGGGCUACAUGGAAUCUGAUGAGCUUCAGGCUCAGCAGGAAGAUUCAGAUGAAGAAGAGGAAGAAGAAUGGGGUGGAGACAGUCCCCUGUCCCUCUAUACUGAACCUCCAGGGGCCUAUGACUGGCCUGCCUGGGCCCCCUGUCCUCUCCCAGUGGGGUCACUCCCUUCCUGGAUAAGUCACAGCCAGUUGGAUGGGCCUUCCAGCCAGUCUCCAUAUGGGCAGGCAGCCUGUUGUGUACCUCCUGUGCCCAUGUCAAUGUUGUUGUCUGUACCGGGGCCAGAGUCAAGGGCACAUGGGGAAUCCGGGCCUCAGCUAGCUCGGCCUUCGCACUUACCCUUGCCCAUGGGCCCUUGUUAUAACCUCCAGCCUCAGGCCUCCCAGAGUAUGAGGGCCAGGCCUCGAGAUGUGCUGCUGCCUAUCCAUGAGCCUAGUUGCUCCUCCAGUUCUGGAGGCUUGAGCCCUAGCCCUCUGCCCCAUGCCAAGCCUGUGGGCAUCACCCUUGGCAUCCCUCAGCUGCCCAGCAUCCGGCCUGAGACCCCACAGCCUCAGCCCAUUCACUACGAGGUUUCCAGCCUUGACCUGUCAAAAGAGAGGGCCGAACAAGGUGCCUGUCUCCCCACCAGCUACUCCUCCACUGCCGUAAAUGGAAACUUAGCUGAAUAGUCAUCAUGAAUUCUGGAGUAGGGGCAUGGGGCCUGAGCAUGUGAAUGGGGA